Drosophila biarmipes is the source of this 1974-nucleotide messenger RNA. RefSeq names its product UDP-glucosyltransferase 2 (gene Ugt50B3). The transcript is spliced from 7 exons. Bases 157 to 1731 code for a protein of 524 amino acids. The record is from RefSeq and is a predicted model, not a curated record. NCBI's taxonomy places the organism in Eukaryota, Metazoa, Arthropoda, Insecta, Diptera, Drosophilidae. Gene Ontology annotation, molecular function: UDP-glycosyltransferase activity.
GCUCAUCGCAAAGCGAUUUCACUGCAAAUGCCUAGAGGAAUAAAGUGCAAAACAAUAUAAUACACAUUUAACACGAGAAUUUGGGAAAUAAACCAAUACAUUUGAAUAUUUGUUAGUCUAUAACGAAUCUUGCCUCUCUGAACUUCAAAAACCAAAAUGUUUCGAAAAAUUGGUAUGUUCUUGAUUAUCGUGAGUUCCAGUGUAAUGGCUGCAGACAUCCUAAUGGCUACACAAGGUGGAACAAAGUCUCACAAGAUACCAUUCUGGGAGCUGGCGAAAGGACUAAUUUCCAGGGGCCACAAUAUUACCUUACUAAGUGGAUUUCCUGCUGACUUUAAUAUUGAAGGUCUGCAGGAGGUAACACCAACUGGACUUGUUAAAUAUAUACACAACUACACCAAUUGGGAUUUAUUGGGUGCACGAAUGGCUGGAGAAAUGCCUAUUAAGCCAUGGGAUGGCUUGCGAUACGCUUUUGAAUCAUGCGACGCGAUGCUUAGUGAUGAAGAAACCAAGGAGCUGGCAAGCCGCAGCUUUGAUUUGGCCAUAUUAGACGGAGCAUUUCCAGAGUGCUUUCUGGGACUAAUGUACCAGUAUAAGAUCCCAUUUAUGUACAUCAACACGGUAGGCUUUUACACGGGUAGUAUCUCAACUGCAGGAAACCCCGUUAGCUACGCCAUAACCCCGAACUUUUAUUCUCGAUUUACGGAUACAAUGAGUCUCUAUGAAAGGGCAAUAAACACGGCCAUGCAGAUUGGACAACAGCUGAUGCACAUGUAUGUUAUGCGUCAGACACAUAUUGUGCUUCGAAAGCAUUUUGGGGCCAACAUACCGCAUCCUUACGAGAUGUCGCGCAAUGUGAGCUUCAUUUUGCAGAACGGACACGCAGUCCUGUCUUAUCCUCGACCCUUUAAUCCAAAUGUAGCAGAGGUAGCUUGUAUUCACUGUAAACCACCUAGAAAACUUCCCAGGAAACUUGAGGACUUUAUAGGCGCUUCUGGGGUGUCCGGAUUCAUAUAUGUUUCUAUGGGUUCUUCUGUAAAGGCAGCGAAUAUGCCAGAGGCGCUUCGCCAGAUGCUUGUAAAAACCUUCGCACGCUUGCCAUACCAUGUGUUGUGGAAGUAUGAAGGUAGUUCCAAAGACAUAAAGGAACUCACCGCAAAUGUCAAACUUUCAAGAUGGCUACCGCAACAGGACAUUUUGGGACAUCCCAAGCUACGAGCAUUUGUUACCCACGGAGGCUUGCUAAGCAUGUUUGAGACGGUAUUUCAUGGAGUGCCCGUCGUGACAAUUCCGGUAUUCUGCGAUCACGAUGUUAACUCAGCUAAGGCUGAGGUCGAUGGAUAUGCCGUAAAGCUAGAUCUUCAGACGCUGUCGGCCAAUCAGCUUCACAAGACUAUUAUGAAAGUGAUUCACGAUCCUCGGUACAGAAAUGCAGCGCAAUAUCGCCAGAAACUCUUGCUCGAUCAGCGCUCAACUGCUCUGAACACUGCUGUUUACUGGACGGAGUACGUACUGCGUCACAAUGGCGCUUAUCAUCUACAGACUCCUUCACGCAAUAUGACUUGGUGGCAAUAUUAUUUACUCGAUGUUCUUGCGGUUUAUUUAUUCUUACUUUGGAGCCUGAUUUUAAUUAUAAAGCGCGUAGAUUUUCUGUCUGCAAAGCUACGGAACCUUCAUUUGCUGAUGCCUGACUUGCAUUCAAAAGGAAAAAUAAAGUCAAAGAAGCUGUAAUUAGACCGAAGGAUAUUGACUUUUUAAAGUCUUAAAAGACUUUUUAUGAUUCUAGAAUUUCUAAUAAGGAUCUAUAAGAAAGGCUUGACUUCAUUAUAUAUUGUUUGAAGAUAUUAAUUGUAAAAAAAAGUCGAAAUGCAAAUCUAAGGAAUUGAAAUAGUAAAAUAUACCAGUUUCUCAAUAUUGAAAAAAAAAAUGCUAAGUUGGCACGCAAUAAAUACAAAAUAAUUUACUUUUUACAAA